AAAUGCUUUAAACCCCCAUACGGCUACUAUCAGUCUUGGUUGUGUCGUCCUGGGCUUCUAUGGAGGAAGUGCACCGUCCCAGCCUCAGAGUUUCAGCUGGAAGGAGAUUUUUUGAUAGGCGGACUUUUUGAUGUUCAUCACGUCAGCGCCCCUGUUUAUCACGACAGACCAGAAACCAUUGACUGCUCCAGCCAACCCCUCAUUCUGUCAAGUUAUCGGAGGUUUCAGUUGAUGAGAUUCGCUGUCGAGGAAAUCAAUAAUUCUACCAACCUUCUGCCAAACGUGUCUCUUGGCUAUGAGAUAUUUGACCACUGCUCAGAUACACAGAACAUUCCAGGGAUUUUAGACCUCAUCUCAGUCAAUGGCUCAAUCCAACCUUGGGGUGAACCACACAACAAUCUGUCCAAAGUGAUCGCAGUGGUCGGCACUUAUACCAGCACUGAGACAUUGACUGUGGCCCCACUAUUCAUGAUGGAUCUCCUUCCUAUGGUCAGUUAUGGAGCCGCCAGCUCUGUGUUUUCAAGAAAACAGCAAUUUCCCUCUUUCUUCCGAACAGUUCAUCCCAAUAAGGACGUCGUAGAAGUUAUUGUCAACAUCAUACUGCACUUCGACUGGCGCUGGGUCGCUUUCCUUAACAUUGACAAUGAUUAUGGCAAAGAUGGCCAGGAAGUGUUCAGAAAACUGAUUAGGGACACUGAAAUCUGCCUGGCGUACGCCAAAGGCCUCAACCAUUAUACUGAUUACUCCCAAAUAUUCCAACAGAUAGAGGCGCAGAGAGUUAACAUACUUAUUGUUUUUGCUCCUGAAUGGACUGCUGAAGCUCUCAUUGAAUCAGCAAUACGACUGAAUGUCACCAACAAGGUGUGGAUAGCCGGGGACGCAUGGUCCUUGAACAAGAGGCUCCCCAAAAAGAAAGGAAUCAGAAAUAUCGGAACUGUACUCGGAGUCUCUGAGCCGGCGCAGAAGAUACCUGGUUUCGGUGAUUUCAUCUAUUCUUCCAAAAGCCGGACUCGCUGUGAAGACAAAGAACAGCAGAGGUUCUGUAAUCAGGUUUGCAACUGCAGUGGCCUGAGUGCAGAGGAGGUCAUUGCUGCAGACCCAUCCUUCUCGUUCCCUGUUUAUUCUGCUGUAUAUACCAUCGCUCACGCCUUACACGGUGUCCUGCGAUGUGGAGCUGACACAUGUCAUAACAACGUCACAGUGUACCCACACAUGGUUCUAGCAGAGCUGAAGAAGUCAAACUUUACACUUUUAAAUCAGAAUAUUCAGUUUGACAGGAACGGCGACCCCACAUUUGGAUCCUACUCUAUAGUUUUCUGGAACCACAGUGGUGACGCGCAGGAUAUCGGCUUUUAUUAUUUCCCCCCAUCGUUCCAUUUCUUCAUUAACAUCACCAAAAUUCAGUGGUACACAAAGGGAGAAGUGCCUACUUCGAUGUGUUCCCAAGAAUGUCCUGUAGGAUAUUCAAAAAAGCAUGAUGGAAUCCACAAAUGCUGCUUCACUUGUGAAGUCUGUCCAAAUGGAACAUAUGUCAACAGCACAGAGGAUCCCUACAAGUGCAUCAAGUGUGAGGAGACAGAAUGGUCUGCAGAGGGAAGUACAUCAUGCAGUGUGCGGUCGGUGGAGUACAUCCCAUUCACAGACAGUGGGGCUGUACUGAUCAUGCUCGGGGCCUGGGCCUUGGUGGGCAUCACACUGGCCACGUCUGUUCUCUUUGCCAUGAACUACAACACACCUGUUGUCAGAUCUGCUGGGGGACCGAUGUGCUUCCUGAUCUUAGGCUGCCUCAGCCUGUGUAGCCUCAGUGUGUUCUUCUACUUUGGUAAACCGACAGUCUCCUUUUGUGUCCUGAGGUUGUUACCGUUCGUUUUGUUCUACACUGUUUGUAUGGCAUGCUUUGUCGUGCGCUCCUUUCAAAUUGUUUGCAUUUUCAAAAUAGCUGCCAAGUUUCCCAAGCUCCACGGUUGGUGGAUGAAAUAUCACGGACAGUGGCUGGUCAUCUCUGUGGCGUUUGUUGCUCAGGCACUGUUACUUAUCAUUGGCUAUUCUUCUGGACCCCCCAAGACCUACAGGGACACACUUUGGUACCCAGACAAAAUCAUACUUGGUUGUGAGGUGAAUCUGAAAGCAUUCUCUGGUUCUGUAAUGUUACUUUUAUCCUUCUGCUCCCUUUGCUUUAUUUUCUCCUACAUGGGAAAAGACCUCCCAAAAAAUUACAAUGAGGCCAAAGCGAUAACGUUCUGCCUGCUCCUGCUGAUCCUCACCUGGAUCAUCUUUGCCACUGAAUACAUGCUUUACCAUGGCAAGUACAUCCAGACACUGAAUGCGUUGGCAGUUCUCUCCAGCCUCUACUCCUUUCUGUUGUGGUAUUUCCUGCCAAAAGUUUACAUCAUCAUUUUCCAACGUCACAAAAACACUCAGCAGUACUUCCAAGGUCUCAUUCAGAAUUAUACCAAGACAAUUAGCCAGUAGCAGCUUUCUGUCGUACAUGUGUUAAUGUAGACAGAGGGACUGAUGUGCCUCUGGUCGUCUAAGUACCCUCAUUGAAAUUGUAAUAUUACAUAUGAGCAAUGUAUCUGUUAUCUUUCCAGAGCUUGAUGCUCAUAUAAAUUGUAUAGGCAAGCAAGGGGCCACCCGUUUGUGGAGUUGUGACACAUUGAUAAAGCCUAAAUCAAUUAAUCUUUUGUGAGAGUGUGGAAAGCUUUUUUGUUAGGUAAGUGGAAUAUGUGGGCUACAUCUGAAGCCCCCAGUUUUUUUGCAUAAAAUUAAAACACAUAACUCACUAAGCCAAUACAGUAAUUUAUGAUUAAAUCUUUCAACACAGACA
Molecule: messenger RNA, 2827 nt
Organism: Scophthalmus maximus (turbot)
Lineage: Eukaryota; Metazoa; Chordata; Actinopteri; Pleuronectiformes; Scophthalmidae
Product: taste receptor type 1 member 1-like
Exons: 7
Biological process (GO): G protein-coupled receptor signaling pathway
Cellular component (GO): membrane
Molecular function (GO): G protein-coupled receptor activity
Source: RefSeq, a predicted model, not a curated record